This is a messenger RNA of Laccaria bicolor S238N-H82, 2829 nucleotides long. RefSeq lists its product as uncharacterized. The transcript is spliced from 3 exons. Gene Ontology annotation, biological process: DNA-templated transcription. Gene Ontology annotation, molecular function: DNA-directed RNA polymerase activity; ribonucleoside binding; DNA binding. The record is from RefSeq and is a predicted model, not a curated record. The coding region runs from base 1 to 2829 and encodes 942 amino acids. Gene Ontology annotation, cellular component: RNA polymerase II, core complex. NCBI's taxonomy places the organism in Eukaryota, Fungi, Basidiomycota, Agaricomycetes, Agaricales, Hydnangiaceae.
AUGGCGACGAACCACGUAUAUGUCUUCGCCAAAGCACAGCCAUCUCCAAUCAACUUCUUGGCUGAGAUCCGUAGUGCAGUGGAAAAGGGAGGCAAGACGAUUAGUCAGUUCCAGGUCAAGAUGUUUCAUCGAAACCAGGAGCGCUCGCUUGGAAAUGUGAUGAAGGCUACAAUACCCUACAUUAAGGUUGAUAUACCAAUUUGGGUGGUUUUCCGAGGACUUGGGGUCAUUUCUGACCGCGACAUACUGGAGCACAUUUGCUACGACAUGCAAGAUGCACAAAUGCUCGAGAUGCUCAAACCUUGCAUUGACGAUGGCUUUGUCAUUCAAGACCGAGAGGUUGCUUUAGAUUUUAUUGGCAACCGUGGUACAACAACUGGUCUUUCCAGAGAGCGUCGUAUCCGAUAUGCCCAGGAGAUCCUGCAGAAGGAGAUGUUACCCCAUGUUUCCAUGGCAGAAGGGUCUGAGUCGAAGAAGGCCUAUUUCUUUGGCUAUAUGAUCCAUCGGCUCUUACUUGCAGCAUUGGAACGGAGGGAGUUAGACGACCGUGAUCAUUUUGGGAAGAAACGUCUUGAUCUGGCUGGUCCUUUACUUGCCAACCUUUUCCGCAUGCUUUUCCGAAAGUUGACCAAGGACGUUUAUCGUUAUCUACAAAAGUGCGUCGAGACCCAUAAGGAGUUCAACCUUGCCCUUGCAGUUAAGCAUCAAACCAUCACAAACGGCCUCAAAUACUCUCUGGCGACAGGUAACUGGGGGGAUCAGAAAAAGUCAAUGUCUUCCAAGGCAGGAGUAUCUCAGGUCUUGAACAGAUACACAUAUGCAUCCACUCUGUCACAUCUUCGUCGGUGUAACACUCCUCUAGGGCGCGAAGGCAAGAUCGCCAAACCUCGUCAGUUGCACAACACCCAUUGGGGUAUGGUGUGCCCUGCGGAAACCCCUGAAGGUCAAGCCUGUGGUCUUGUCAAGAACCUCGCCCUUAUGGCGUGCAUAUCAGUCGGGUCUUACUCCGCGCCCGUUAUCGAGUUUUUGGAGGAAUGGGGAUUGGAGUCAUUGGAAGAGAACGCGCACUCAUCAACUCCCUGCACAAAAGUUUUCGUGAACGGUGUAUGGAUGGGUGUGCAUCGCGAUCCUGCCAACUUGGUGAAGACGAUAAAGAAAUUGAGAAGGAAAGACGACAUUAGCCCUGAAGUGUCAGUUGUGCGAGACAUCCGAGAGAAGGAAUUGAGGUUGUACACCGAUGCUGGACGUGUUUGUCGACCACUUUUCAUCGUCGAGAACCAACAGCUGGCACUUCAGAAGAAGCACGUCAAAUGGCUCAGUAACGGCCUCAACGAUGAUGGCGACGAAUACAAAUGGGAACAUCUGGUAAAGGGUGGCAUCAUUGAGUUACUGGAUGCUGAGGAAGAGGAAACGGUGAUGAUAUCCAUGACUCCUGAAGAUCUUGAAAAUUCUCGCCUACAGCAAAGUGGCGUUGAUCUUCACGCGAACGACGGCGAGUUUGAUCCAGCAGCCCGAUUAAAGGCUGGCACUCACGCACACACAUGGACACAUUGCGAAAUUCAUCCUAGCAUGAUUCUUGGCAUUUGUGCCAGCAUUAUUCCUUUCCCCGAUCAUAACCAGUCUCCUCGUAACACAUAUCAGUCAGCUAUGGGCAAACAAGCGAUGGGGAUCUAUCUAACGAACUUCUUGAUCCGCAUGGACACCAUGGCCAAUAUCCUUUAUUAUCCACAAAAGCCUCUCGCGACAACCCGAUCGAUGGAAUACCUCAAAUUCCGAGAACUGCCUGCAGGCCAGAAUGCUAUCGUAGCCAUUCUUUGCUACAGUGGCUAUAAUCAAGAAGAUUCCGUGAUUAUGAAUCAGAGCUCUAUCGAUCGUGGGUUAUUCCGCAGUAUCUACUAUCGAAGUUACAUGGAUCUCGAGAAAAAGAGCGGCGUGCAGCAACUUGAGGAAUUUGAGAAACCCACACGGGAAAAUACUUUGCGCAUGAAACAUGGCACCUACGACAAGAUCGAGGAUGACGGCCUCAUUGCUCCAGGUACCGGUGUGGCUGGUGAAGACAUCAUUAUUGGCAAAACCGCUCCGAUUCCCCCGGAUAGUGAGGAACUUGGGCAGCGCACACAAACACAUACUCGUCGAGAUGUCUCAACGCCACUCAAGAGUACUGAGAGUGGUAUCGUUGAUCAAGUGUUGAUCACGACCAACUCAGAAGGCCAGAAAUUCGUUAAGGUCCGUGUAAGAUCAACGCGUAUACCACAGAUUGGAGACAAGUUUGCGUCUCGUCACGGACAAAAGGGAACGAUUGGAAUUACUUAUCGUCAGGAAGAUAUGCCUUUCACGGCUGAAGGGAUUGUGCCUGACAUUAUCAUCAAUCCCCACGCUAUCCCAUCUCGAAUGACAAUUGGACAUUUAGUCGAAUGUCUUCUUUCGAAAGUUGCGACGCUCAUCGGAAACGAAGGUGAUGCAACGCCUUUCACAGACCUAACGGUGGAGUCUGUCUCCACCUUCCUACGACAGAAAGGGUAUCAAUCCCGUGGUCUCGAAGUGAUGUACCACGGUCACACUGGCCGUAAAUUGCAAGCUCAGGUGUACCUUGGACCUACUUAUUAUCAGCGUCUCAAGCAUAUGGUUGACGACAAGAUCCAUUCUCGAGCCAGGGGACCCGUCCAAAUUCUUACGAGGCAGCCUGUCGAAGGUCGAAGUCGUGACGGUGGCCUGCGUUUCGGAGAGAUGGAGCGUGAUUGUAUGAUUUCUCAUGGUAUCGCAGGUUUCCUGAAAGAGCGGCUCUUUGAGGCCAGUGAUGCUUAUCGCCUGCAUGUUUGUGACAUGUGA